AUGCAAUUCUUAUCUAUCCUUCUUCUCGCUGGCUCUGCCCUCGCCGCUCCUCGGGCUGCCCAGUCAUCUUCUAUUCAUACUCGAGGUGACAGCAUCGAUGACAUGCUCCCUCCCAUCGUACCCAUCAACACACGCAGUGGAGACCGAGACCUCAUCUCCAAGAUCAUCACUGCCCCAACCCAAGCCGAGCGCGUCAAGCUCCUCAACCAACCUGGCGAUUUCGUCUUUGACUUCAAGGCCGCCACCGGAGCCGGAGAAGCUACUGGCAAAGGCGGCAGGUCCGUGUCAGCUACGGCCCUCACCAUGCCCGCUCUGAUCGGAAACGGCGCCUCCAUGACAGUCGCCUUCCUCGGACCCUGUGGCAUGAACACAGCUCACGUCCACAACCGAGCAACAGAGCUCAACAUCAUCGUUAAAGGCCGUCUCGUCACAAACUUCGUAGUCGAGAACGGUGCCAAGCCUAUCGCCAACACGAUGGAUACAUUCCAGAUGUCCGUGUUUCCCCAGGGCGCUAUUCAUCAAGAAUUCAACCCUGAUUGCGAAGAUGCUGUGUUUGUCGCUGCUUUCGACAACGCUGAUCCUGGUGUGAACCAGGUUGCUCAGAACUUCUUUGCUCUUAACGGGGAUGUUGUGCAGGCUACUCUCGGUGGUGUGCAGACUAUUGAUGGAAAGGAUAUUGAGUCUUUCCGUGCUCAUAUUCCUGCGAACAUUGCUCUUGGUAUUGAUGCUUGCCUCAACAAGUGCGGUAUCAAGAGGAACGCUAAGCGAGAUCUUAGCGAGCUUCUGAACUAG
Fusarium musae is the source of this 792-nucleotide messenger RNA. RefSeq lists its product as uncharacterized. Gene Ontology annotation, cellular component: cell wall. The transcript has a single exon. The record is from RefSeq and is a predicted model, not a curated record. Bases 1 to 792 code for a protein of 263 amino acids. Lineage: Eukaryota; Fungi; Ascomycota; Sordariomycetes; Hypocreales; Nectriaceae. Gene Ontology annotation, molecular function: manganese ion binding.